This is a messenger RNA of Symbiodinium pilosum, 2466 nucleotides long. Lineage: Eukaryota; Dinophyceae; Suessiales; Symbiodiniaceae. The record is from the annotation of a GenBank genome assembly.
AUGGCAACCGUUGCGGCAAGCACCGACGCAGCUGUUCCUGAUGACGACGACCUCAGCGAGGAUGAGGCUGAAGAGCCUAUGGAUCCUUGGGCGAGCUACGAGCGACCGCCUGGGUUCUCACCGGCGGCUUCCGGAGGCCGGCCCGAAUCCGCCCUUCAGGGCUCUACUGGACGAGGCGGCCAGUUGGACACGGAGUUCGCGAUGUUCGAGGAGUUUGUCCGAAGACGAGAAGCAACUCGACCUCGGGGACGACGGACGAGCACUGGAGAUGACGAUGAUGACGACCAGAGCGGCCGUGGUUCGGCUGGUCCUCCGCCAGCCUGGGACGGAACGUCGACCUUCAAGGACUAUCUGGUCAGAGCUCGGUUGUGGCUUGCGACGACAAAGGCCAAGCCGAGAUCUCGUGGACCGAUGCUGCUGAAGAAUCUGUCGGGAACUCCCUUCGACGACUUGAAGUACCUGGCCAGAGAUGCUGCUUGGAUGAAUGCUGAGGACAACGCCGAGCAGAUGCUCAAGAUCAUGGAUACCAAGGAGCUCUAUGGCGAUGAUGCCCGAGAAGACAUGUUGAAUACGCUCUACAAGAUCACCUAUGCUCUCCGGCGGGAAAAAGGUGAAUCAUACAAAACCUUUUUCAGCCGCUGGGAGAAUUGUGUUCGACGGCUCACCGAGCAUGAUGUGGCCCUCCCUGCUGAAUAUUUAGGAUUUCUCCUUACGAUGGCAUUGCAACUUUCUUCGGAGGAAGUGAAGCUUCUCAUGAACUUCACUCAAGGCAAGUUGAACCAGAAAGAUGUCAAGGAGUGGGUCAGAGUCAAUGAGACGAACCUCAAGCUCGGAGCCACCGGAACCUCGAGACGUAACAACCAGGUCUUGCACGUGGAGGACGCGUCCGACCAGGACGAUGCCGAGGACAGCGACAGCGUGGAGGUCUUGAUGAACGCGAUGGAGUCCCUGGAGGACCCGAUUCAGGACGCCGACGCCGACGAGACCGAGCCCUUCGACGAGGCAGAUGCCAAGGACAUCCUGUCCACCAUGAUCAAGGAGCAUGCGAAAGGAACAGUCAAGAGGACUUUCAAGGCAGUCAACGACGCCAAGCGAGCCAAGGGAUUGGCCCGGGGCUACAGCGCGGCCCGAGACAUCGGUGGGAAGUUCCAAGGCGGCAAGGGCGGCGACUAUGUCAAGACCGGGGAGUCGUACCGGAUCUCGAUUGACGCCCUCAAGCGCCGAACCCGCUGUGCUCAUUGCAAGAAGAAGUGCACUCCAAUCAUGUUACCAGCUCAAGUCCGGACGAGUGCUCCUCUGCCGGUGACUCCCGUAGAUUGUGCCAACAUGGAGACCCAGAACAAACGAGCUCGUCACCCGGAAGAUCACCGAGCACACCUCUCCUGGCGCCGCAUGACCCUGCACCUGCUGGUGGUGAUCGCGGACGCGGUCCAGAAGGCUAUGCUGAGGUUCCUGGGAACCCGAGGACCCAAACAGGUUCUUCGCCAGCAGAUGAUGGAUCUGGUGGAGGUCCUCAGCCUCCGACAACUGGGCGAGCUGAACCAGCUGGUUCACCACGCCAUUGCCGAGGGCGACUUGGCCGACCUCACCGACGAGGAGAACUGGGAGGUGCUUUCCGAGAUCCUUCCAGAGGACGUGCCACCCCCGAGCCAACGCAAGAGGACUUCGACGGCGAUGGGUUCGCAGGAGAGAGUGCACGACAGCCCGAUGUUCGAGGACAAGUACGACGAGACCAUCGAAGUAUGCUACUGCGAUCUCCCGAGGUCCAUGCUCAGGACCCACAAGGCAGGAGCCAACAAGGGGCGGCUGUUCUACCGAUGUCACCAAUGGAGGUUUCCGAGCAGACGCUGCACCUACUUCGAGUGGCUGCCCGACCACGAGCAGGACACGUGGUCGAAUGCUCCUUGGGGACCUCCAACGCCAGUGGACAAGAGAUCUCCGAAUCGAAAGUCGCCACCGAGGCCAGCACCGUCAUCCCGAGGAUCGACUCGGAGAAGUCCUCCUCCGUCACCGGUGGUCGAGAACGAGACUCCGGAGGAGAUCAACAAUCGCCAGCCAGGCAGCCGGAGUUCUACGACAACGAACCGGACAACUACGACAAGGAGCCCGACGCCGCCAUCAACAACGGCCGGAGAAUGCCCACACCGGAACGUGACGAAUGCCGGAUCCAAUGCCUGGGUGAGGCAAGCUCGCUGUGUGGAUUGCGGCCAAGUUCUUCGCCGAGAAUCCACGGAGUUCCAGAAGACCUAUUACCGGGACCGAGGAGUCGAGCUUCGACCGCCGAAGACGCUGCCGAACAAGAACGACGAUGCCAAGCCCAAGCAGCCGGCGCCAACGAGGAGCCCAACGGCGAGGUCCAGCGGCGAGCGAACACCCCAGCAGGACUACGAGGAGUACCAGGAGUUCCUGCGCUUCCGGGCAAUGAGGGACAAGAGCUCAGCAGCCAACCAUCCGAAAAGAGGAUGA